CCAUCAUGUACGCCUGGUACUUCCCCAAGGGUCGACAGUACAUUCGCAAGUACCGGUCUGGCCACCGUCACUACUGGUCGUACGCUAUCGUUUGGACGGACAAUCCGAACCCCGACAACUCGACCAUCCUCGGUGUGUCGAUGUCCUCCGGUGUCGGCUACAUGAAGCGCUCGCCUCCGAAGUCCGAGUACGUUAUUGAUGGCACGACGGUCAAGUUCGAUUCGUACAAUAGUUUCUGGGGUAGCAAGCAGGGAGUCCGACUCACGAAGAAAUCCGGCGACACUCAAGACCUCAUCACGUGGGAGCAGCUUUCGAAACAGGCUCGAACUGCUUUGAGCGAGGCCGACUUUGAUGUCCAGUGGACUUUGAAGAAGGUGGUCAUGCCGUUGAAGGACGGCGCGUUUACGGAUAGACUUCAGAAGGCGUAUCCGUUUUAGAUUAUUGUUUUGCUGUUGGCUAAGCACAUGAAUCUUUAUCUUCAACUGGUUAUUAAUACG
This is a messenger RNA of Phytophthora nicotianae INRA-310, 497 nucleotides long. RefSeq lists its product as hypothetical. The record is from RefSeq and is a predicted model, not a curated record. The transcript has a single exon. The coding region runs from base 6 to 437 and encodes 143 amino acids. Lineage: Eukaryota; Oomycota; Peronosporomycetes; Peronosporales; Peronosporaceae.